AUGGAUGGCCGGCUGUCCUCCUCGUCCUUUCCCCGCCAAGGAUGGCCCCGACUGUCGCCGUCUUAUGCGCCGCCAGCAGUCCAAACACCCCGAGAAUACCAGUCCACCACCACCGAGAGAGAAACGCAGCAUCGUACACAACGGGAAGAACCCCCUAAUUCAGGCCCAGCAUCAUCAUCAUCAUCAAGAAAACCAAAAGCAGCUACCCAGCCCGUGCUCGUAAGAGCGUAUUCCGGCGAUGCGGAGCAGAACAAAGCCAAAGACAAAGACAGCACUCCCAAGAUGUCACCGCGCCGUCUACUCCCAUUCACCACGGGUUCGAAGGGAUCCGCUUCCUCGUCCCGCGCACCACCGGGCCCUCCACGCCCGUCGGACUUUGACUUCAGCAUCGAGAGCAUCCUGCAAGCCAUUGACCCCGAGAUCCGGGGCACCUUGGAUUCCAUUGCAGAGAUCUGCGGACGCAGCAAGCUAAGUCUCUCCAAUGAAUACGACAGCCACAUCGCACCGCUGGGGGAGAUCCGCGCGGCGUCCGGUGGUGGUCUCGUGCCUGUUGAGGAGGUGAGUUCCAGUGCUGAGCGGCACGCCGAUGAGGGCGGAAUGGUCACCUUUGAUGAUGAGCACGCUGCAGCUGCGCGGGCCAAUCCGGGGAGGGAACUGCAUCCGUUCUCGUUCUAUGGGUAUGUCGAAAGUCUGCGGCAGUCGGCUGCUGCGCAUGCGCAGUCUGAGGUUCGGCGGUCGAUCGAUGCGCAGCUAAGUGCUACGCCUGGGAUGGGUCUGCCAUCUUUACCGGUGACGAGAGAGUUUGCGUCCAAGCCGAAGAAUUCGAGCAAAGAUCUGCUGGCGAAGCAUCCGGAGCAUGAGGGCCAUCAAACCCAGGUCACUCCGGCUGUGGUUUCGGAGGUCUAUCUCGAUGCUCAGGCCGAUGAUGCGGGGUCAGCCAAUAAUGGGCCUCAUGUUCCUGUUGCGGCGGGCACUCCAGCGGCCAAGGACGGACCGAGUGGUCCAGAGGUGGUGCGCUCUCUUCUUGGGUGGUUGAGAUGGAGUGCUCGAUUUGCUGGGCCAGAUCUCUCGCCGCGAUUGCAGUCUGCAGAGGGCAAACUGCGCGCUAUGCUGGCCGAUGAAAAUCCCAGUCUACUAGCAUGA
Molecule: messenger RNA, 1143 nt
Organism: Penicillium riverlandense
Lineage: Eukaryota; Fungi; Ascomycota; Eurotiomycetes; Eurotiales; Aspergillaceae
Exons: 1
Coding region: 1-1143 (380 amino acids)
Source: RefSeq, a predicted model, not a curated record